AUGAACUCCACCUUGCCAUCUAUCUCCUUCCAAUACCCCUGUUUCAAGAUCCAACCAGCUCAGCCAAGCCUCAGGCCUCCUCGGCAACAGAGCACAAGGAAACCAGGACUGUCUCUAAAGCUUAUAUGCGCAGCAAUAGGACCAGACGCCAAUGGCAGACUCCACAAUGCUGACCGCAGAGGUGCCAUCUUACCAUCUUCGCCCCUGUCAGAUGUAGUUCAGGAGUUUUACUCCUCCCUUAAUGAAAAGAACAGCAAACGACUCGAUAAGUUGAUGGCCCCUGAUUGCAUCGUCGAGGAUACCGCUUAUUAUAAGCCACUGGAUGCCAAGGUUAAUUUCUCAUCUGCUUCAGCAUUUCACAGUCCAGUUACAUCUACAUGUUACAUUGGAGCAUCAGGCUUCCCAGAAUGGAAUGGAUACAUCAUCCCCUUUACCAAGGGCUGCAGCUUCUACAUAUGCUCAGCAAAUGGAGCGGUGCUUCUUAUCAGGAAAAUUCACAUCUUCGAUGAGUCUCCACUGAAGCCGGGAAAGUGGGCAUUGGAAAUACUCAACAUUGUUACCAACUUAAUCAACAUGUUCCCCAAACUAGCUGAAGGUUUCCUCAAGGAUCCAGAAGCAGUAGUUCAACCAUUCAUAAAGCUCUACAAGUUUUAUGUGCAGCCUUUUAUCCCCCCCUUUCUUGCAUAUUAUACCCACUUCUGGACAUAUGUGGCUCGAGGAUUGACUAUGUUGCUACAUAUCUUGUAUAACCUAUAUAAACGGCUUAUGUAA
Messenger RNA from Miscanthus lutarioriparius, 771 nucleotides. The record is from the annotation of a GenBank genome assembly. Lineage: Eukaryota; Viridiplantae; Streptophyta; Magnoliopsida; Poales; Poaceae.